Messenger RNA from Pteropus alecto (black flying fox), 2386 nucleotides. RefSeq names its product death domain containing 1 (gene DTHD1). NCBI's taxonomy places the organism in Eukaryota, Metazoa, Chordata, Mammalia, Chiroptera, Pteropodidae. Gene Ontology annotation, biological process: signal transduction. The transcript is spliced from 9 exons. The record is from RefSeq and is a predicted model, not a curated record. Bases 35 to 2386 code for a protein of 783 amino acids. Gene Ontology annotation, molecular function: protein binding.
CACAGCUAUACUUCUAAAGAAAGAAGAAAAAAAGAUGUGUGAUUUUUGCAGCACGCAUGAUGAAUGUACUCCACUGCAGACAAUGUCCUCCAUUCAAGAUAUCAAAGCAACAGACACUGCUGCAAGAGGGGAACAAAAUGUCAUAGAAACGGCUAAUGUUUCUUCCGCAAAUGGAGAGGAAAGUCAUUACACAAACCAGGUCCAGUUAGCAUCCAUGAGUCUGGACUUAGUGGAAAAAGAAAACAAUACAUCCUUGAAUGGUGAAGCAGCAGGGCAAGAAGAGUCACAGAACAAAAUGUUCCUAGAGAAUACAGAAAAUGGUGAUGAUAAACAAAUAGAACACAUGACUGUUGAGAACAUAAGUGGCAACGAGGAAGAGAUGCAUGACAUAAUUCAGACAACAGAAAGAGAAAUUCAAGAGACCUCAGAAAAUCAAAGAGAAGAGAUUACCACAUCCUCCAUAACAUGUGAUAUCACCAAUAAAUAUGUGAAUAGUCUUCUUCCCAAUGACUCAGAGAGUCCAAAGCAAAAAAAUAACAUAAUGGAAAAGGAGUAUCUUGAUGUGCUGAGUGAUGCUACAGGUCCCCAAGUGUCUUGUUACAUCACUGCACCAUCAUACAUUUUACAACAUCUAGAAUGCCGAAUAAUUAAUAGCAUGAGUUCUUUCAUAGUGAAUGAUAAUGAAGAGUUGGUUAGCAAUGUCAUCAAUGUGGAGUGCUCAGAUAUGGAAAAGAGAAUUCCAUUCCCAAUAUGCGUUGCAAUUCCAUUUACUGCACGUUACAGGGGAAAUUACAGAGACAUCAUGGUGAAAGUGUCUGACAUAAGCCUUCAGUCAAGUUACCUAACCCCAAGUUCACUGGAAGGAAUGAGAGGAAGUUACAAGGGAACUUGUGCUGAAGUGAAAGUUUACAAGUUGGGUAUCUUUUCUGUUGUGUCUUGUUUAAAGAAAGAAUCCUUCACAGUAACAAAGAAAGGCCUUACUCUUAAACCAAGCAUGGAUUCUCGAAUAUCUUUAAAUUACCCUCCAGGAGUUUUCAGCUCAUCAGUGCUUAUACAAUUAAAGGUCCAACCUGUUGACCCAUCUCUAGUGGCAUAUUUAAAAACACAGCAAGAUACUUCCUACUCGGUAUUAUCCACAAGCCCUCUGAUUCAUGUUCAGCAGCCAUCAACACAUCCUUUCCAGAAGCCAGUCACUGUAUUCCUACCUUGUUCUCCACACCCUGAUAAAAAAAUGUUGAGGUCUGAACUAGAUCACAAAAGAGCAGCUAGUGCCACAACAAAUAAGAACGUACCUUUAUACCUCAACCGGACAAAAAUUGCUUCCGUAAGAAAACCUGGGAACAAUGCCUGUGAAUCUUUGAAAUUACUGGGAUUCAGAAGCCGAGACGGCGGCUGGUUUGGGCUUGAUGAUGUUGUGGUGAGAACUGUGCAGAGUGGCUUGAUAUCAUUUGAAUUGUGUGAACAUUUAGAAAGGUUUAUUGUGCUUCAUCUGUCUUCCAUUGUGGACAACAGCCAUUUGAUUUCUUUUGUGAAAUCUUUGGAGGAAGCCGUGCUCAGCACCACUGCCUGCGUUGUCCUGCACCACCAUAAAGAUGAUCCACAUAGAGUCGUCAUUUUAGCGGUGCCUUCUAAAGAUUUAACCCAGGUGCUCAGGAACUCAUGCUCAGAAGCUUUCAAUGGCCCUACAGAGCUCUCUCGUCAUUUCCAAGUAAAAGAAGGAGAACAACUUUUUUUAAGGUUUACUGGAAACAUAUUUGCUUCAAGCAAUGGGAAGGAUUAUGGAAAAGACUACAAGCUUAUUUUUCACUUACAAAGAAAACCCAGGCUGGAACUCCAAAUCAAAGAGGUGGAUGAAUUUGGAAACUAUAGCUGCUCUCAUUAUAAGGGCACCAUUGUAGUUUAUAAAGAACCUAAGGAAAAGAUAGUCCGCAACUUGGAUCAAUCUCUUAUACUUAAUGAAAACCAUUAUCAGUUUCCAGUUUGCAAAUUACCAUUGAGAUUGCCAAAGCAUGAAAAAUUAAUCAACCGUCCACAGAGUACCAAAAGAAUUUCUACAGAUCCUCUAGAAACCCUGUGGGAAAACUUGCUCUACUGGCUGGCAGAUGAGCUUUCGGAAGAAAACGCCACGGCUCUCUCCUCAUCCCUCCCCCUUCGCCGCAGCACCAUUCAGCUCAUCAGACUGAAGAACCCGGAUGACCUCACAGAACAGAUCCACGAAUUUCUUGGCUUCUGGAAAAAAUCUCUCCCGAAUUCUACUGAUAAACUUCGCCUGCUGGCUCGUCAUCUCCGCAAGAUCGGCAGGAGUGAUCUUUCCGAAGAGCUCAGAUUCAAGUGGGAAAACAGAGUGUUUACCGAACCACAGCCGUGGUUCGAUCCGGGGGAGUAA